AUGAAACACUUAGGUGCAUGUACUGAAGUGUAUCUACUUAGUCUCUUACCAAUCCCCUAUGAGCAGCUUGCUGCCAUAGGGUCUGGUGUGGCAAACGCUGCCGAGGAAAUACUUCAAAAGAUUAUCAUGAACCCCCAUACAUAUCUAACAGUAAUCGAGCCCAGAGAGGCACCUCGGAGGUUUGAGGGUUUCUGCUAUUACUAG
Messenger RNA from Morchella importuna, 204 nucleotides. RefSeq lists its product as uncharacterized. The transcript is spliced from 4 exons. NCBI's taxonomy places the organism in Eukaryota, Fungi, Ascomycota, Pezizomycetes, Pezizales, Morchellaceae. The record is from RefSeq and is a predicted model, not a curated record. Bases 1 to 204 code for a protein of 67 amino acids.